Messenger RNA from Rosa chinensis, 1413 nucleotides. RefSeq lists its product as uncharacterized. Bases 1 to 1413 code for a protein of 470 amino acids. The record is from RefSeq and is a predicted model, not a curated record. The transcript is spliced from 3 exons. Lineage: Eukaryota; Viridiplantae; Streptophyta; Magnoliopsida; Rosales; Rosaceae.
AUGGAUAGGGCGUGGAUUCAGUGGGGUUCAGAUCCAAAUUAUCGAUUUACUAAUGCGUAUAAAGAAGGGGUUAACUCUUUUCUUGAGGUUGCGAAGCAUCAUGUGAAUGCGAAUAAUCAAAUCUCAUGUCCGUGCAUGAAGUGCAAUAACACAAAUUCACACCCUUUAACCGUGGUGAAGAUCCAUUUAUUGAAAAAUGGCAUGGUAACAACAUAUAACCCAUGGAUAUAUCACGGAGAACAGAAUGAAGUGCGGAGUCAAACUAUUCCGAAUAGCCCAGUUGAUGCAUCUGAACACAAUACAGGUAUUUUUGAUAUGAUGAACGAUCUUUUUCCAAUGGGUAAUGCACAUGUAACGGGAGAUAGAGAUGAUAUAGGGGAGGAUGAAGACGACGAUAUAGAUGAUACAUCAGGAAAUCAGGAUAUCCAAGGGGCUUACGAUACUAUUGGUGUUCAUAAUGAAGAUAAGGAUAACUACGAUAAGUUAUUGCAAGAAGCUGAACGAGAACUCUACCCUGGUUGCACAGAAUAUUCAGUUUUAACAUUUGUUGUGGAGUUGAUUCACUGCAAAGUUGACAAUCUCUGGACCAACAAGUCUGUUGAUACCUUGUUGCAAAUGAUGAAGAAGAUGUGUCCGAAGCCAAAUAAUAUUCCGGAAUCAUAUUAUGCUUGCAAGAAGAUCUUAAAAGGUAUUGGCUUGGGGUAUGAAACUAUUCAUGUUUGUAAACAUGAUUGUGCCUUGUUCUACAAAGAGAAUGAAGGGAAAGACAAAUGUCCGGUGUGCAAUGAGCCACGAUAUAAGAAUAGUGAUCGUGAACAGAAAAAAAAGGUUCCUCAGAAAGUGUUGCGAUAUUUUCCAUUGAAACCAAGGUUACAAAGAUUAUUCAGAUCUAGACACACAUCGAAUGACAUGAGAUGGCAUAAAGAUAAACGAGUUGAUGUGGAGGGUGAGAUGAGGCAUCCGGCAGACUCUAUAGCUUGGAAAGAGUUUGAUAAGAUGUACCCUGAUUUUGCGAAAGAUCCACGAAAUGUCAGAUUAGGCCUUGCAACUGACGGCUUCAAUCCUUUUGGGAACAUGAGUACUUCUUAUAGUAUGUGGCCUGUGGUGGUGGUUCCGUAUAACUUGCCCCCAUGGAAAUGCAUGAAAAAACCAUUCUCCAUGUUGACAUUAUUGAUUUCAGGACCUCAAUCACCGGGAAAAGAUAUUGAUAUAUUUUUGCGUCCGUUAAUUGAUGAGCUUAAGGAGCUAUGGGAGAAGGGUGUUGAGACUUAUGAUAAGAUGACUGAAUCUUAUUUUACCAUGAACAAUUAUAGUUUUUAUUCCAUUACGGGUAUUCUUCGUUCAAUUUUCCGGUGUUCAAUUUUCCAGUUUCUGGAUAGGAAGAUAAACUGGAGUAUAAAUGUCACUGUGUGA